AAGCGAGUUCUGGCUGAGAAAUCCCCCGCGCAACGCCGUCGCCACCGUGACAAUUAUGUUGCUCGCGGUUCCCCGACUGUCACAUGUGGUUGCUAUUUUGGGACGCCUUCCAAUCGCGAAUCCGUCGUCGGAUGUGUGCGCACUACCCCCUUUUUUUUUUUCAUGCCCUAUUUGGUUGCCAAAUUCUCUCGUCCCGUGUUUUAUCGGUUGCAUUCUCCGCGCGGAUUCAGUCGUAUUUGUUCAAGGUAAUGGUGCUGCUGCGGAUGCGUUGUUACGGAGCUGGAAUGGGGGUUGAAGAACUGGGGUUCUAAAGGCCUUCGAAUCAAGGUUUUGGGGGGAUAGAGAGAGAGAGAGAGAGAGAGUGUGGGGACAAGGAGGAUGAUCUAGACAGAAGAGUGAGGAAGGGAGGAGAGGAUUGGGUUGCACGUUGCCGAAUGAAGCUUUCAGUCGAGCUGAAUCCAAUCUGGAAUUUUGGCGGUUCAGAAGAAUCCAGUACAUUUUGCGAAGCGAGGUUAAGCCAUGAGUCGCUGAUGAGAAGGGGCAACACAUCCAACAUGUAAGAAAAAGAAGAAUCAUGGUAGCAUUCUGAUAUUUUUGUUGCUCGGAGUAGUCGAUGGUCAUCACACGAUCCGAUCUUCACUUUCAUUGAUUUAUUUCAGGGCUGUUCUGACCGAUCUAAUUGGGUAAGCGGACAGUAAAAUUCAUGACCCGGGAUUCCCGGUUUUUUGAGUUUUAUUUGACGCCGGACUUUUAUCUUUUAUUAUUUUAUUUUUUGAAAACAUGAUUUUAGUGAAAAUAUUGUGAUGGGAAGUGUCAUAGUGAUCUGGGUAAUUCAUCUGUUGUACACGUCUGUUGCUAGCGAACGUGCAGGAAUUUUGUACUUGGUCCCUUUGAAUCUUCCCCAAAGAAUUUCAACUCAGAUGUCAAGUCGCGAUACUCUUGUGGUUGAUUAAUGGGUGGCGUGUUGAGGAGGAGGAGGAAGUUUCUUUGCACAGGACUGGACUUUACCUCCCACCUUUUGAAAUAAGGUCGUUUACGCAGUUGCCGUGGGAAAAGCAACAAUAAUCUAUGGGGGCUCACGUUAGCACCAUCAAAGCGUCAGCCGGUAAGCUUGGCCCUAAAUCCAAGAAGAAGGGUAAUAAAGAGAAGGAAGUGAAAAUUGGCAUACUCGCAUUUGAGGUGGCAAAUAUUAUUUCCAAAAGUAUGCAACUUUGGCAAUCUCUCGGUGACCAGGAAAUUCUCCGGCUACGCACUGAGGUAAUAAAAGGAGAUGGUGUAUUAAAUUUAGUUUCAGACAAUGAAGCUGUCCUAUUAAGCCUAGCAUGUAUGGAGAAGCUGCAAGACUUGACGGCGGUAGCAAGUGCAGUUUCUCGCCUUGGUCAGAAGUGCCAGGAACCGACAUUGCAGGCGUUUGAGCACAUUUACAAUGAUUUGUUAAAGCAUGAUAUUAAUCUGCGAGUUUUUGAGCUACCAUACAAAGAGAUGGAAGCCAAAAUGAAGAAGAUGAUGAGGUAUGUAUCCUCAACUGCCACUCUUUAUCAUGAAUUGGAAGCUCUUGCAGACAUAGAGCAAGCUAUACGUAGACUUCAGGAAGACGAUGAAGUUUCAAACGAAGAAACCUUGAGUACAUUGGAUCAAAAAGCAAUGUGCCAGCGGCAGGAGAUCAAGCAUAUUAGAGAUCUAUCUUUGUGGAACCACACAUACGACAAGAUUGUGAAAUUGUUAGCACAAACCGUAUGCACUAUACAUGGAAGAAUUAUGAAAGUAUUUGGUUCACCUAUGCUUGGUAUAUCGCAUGUAUUUCCAAACCAGCAGAGUGGUCAUUCAUCGAGACCUAUUUGGCAGAGUCGAGAUGCAGGUGUGCAUUCAACGUUGUCAAGUUCACGGUUAUCUUGUCCUCAAACUUUGGGGUCUCUUCAUCACCACUCUUCUUCUCUGCACUUUUCUUCAGUUAGAUUAGAAGUUGUGUCAAGGUCGUUAAGCCCGCAGGAUUCUAAGACCUCAUCCGUAGACAGAGUCCUCGGAAUUGCUGAUCCAGCUGCCAUAUCUGCGAGAGCUGUUUGUGAGUACCGUUCAUCCGCUUCUACGUUUGCUUCAGGUCCAUUGGUUUCACAGAGGAAUUAUAUGAGUAGUAAUCCUGUUAACCCCCGUUCCAGUCCUGCAAGAGGAUCACAAGCUAUAUCACAUUCAGGGCCCAUCCCUAGGUCAGGGCCCCUUGUUGUAGAACCUGCAAAGAUAUUUUCUGACAGGUCUUUGAACGCCAUUCUUCAAACUGAAACAACUGAGGAGUUCACUUCUGCACUUCUUUAUUUUACUAAGCAUAGUAUCAAAGCUGAGCAGGUAAAAGCCCCUUCUCUUAAACAGGUCAGGCAAAACAUUAGGGAGCUGUGCGACCCCAAGAGCCGGCAUCGGAUGGCACCUUGGUCCACGUUAGGAGGAGCUGCACUUGCGUUGCAUUAUGCCAAUGUGAUAAUCAUUCUCGAGAAUAUGAUAAAGCAUCCCCACUUGAUUGCUGAAGAUGCCCGGGAUGAUCUCUAUAACAUGAUUCCUAAGAGUGUGCGAAUAGCUCUGCGGUCAAGGUUACGGGCGAACAUGAGGGCAUGUGAAUUUGGAAAGUAUGAUUCUACAAUUGCUGCUGACUGGAAAGAUGCACUUGAGAGAAUCUUGAGCUGGUUGGCUCCUCUCGCUCACAACAUGAUAAGGUGGCAGUCGGAGCACAAUUUUGAGCAGCAGCAAGUGCUUUCCCGCACUAAUUGCCUUCUCCUGCAAACUCUAUACUUUGCUGACUUGGCAAAGACGGAGGCUGCCAUCACGGAGCUGCUCGUGGGAUUAAAUUAUGUCUGUGGGCACGAGCAGGAAUUGAAGCAAAACAUGGUGAUUAUGGAAGAGUAUGUGCUGGACAAAGAAACGGAAGAUUAUCUUGGUUGACAACUCUAGCCACCUUGAGCUGCUUGGGCUGUGAUGGUUGGCAGGCAUUGAACUUGUAAUUUAGUGUCGAUCUUCAAGAACGGGCUCCAAUAAUUGUAUUUAUACCCUUUUAGUUUUAGCUUUGUCAAAUAUUGAUGAUAGGAUGCAUUCAUGGACGACCCUUUCGCGCUUUGAGAGGAGUUGCUGGUUCCUGGUUAGAUAAUGGCUAGAUUCUAAUAUAGGUCCCUCUCUUCUCUACAUUAACAAUUCUUUUAGAUAACUUUUGUAGAUCGUGAAAAGGCCAGAGAUCUGAUAUUGGAUAAACUCUUUUCAUCAUGACUUUUGACUCUCUACAAUUGGUCAUUUCGUUUGUGUGAGAAACUCCUUUGACGCCCUCAUAACUAAUGUCUAGGUUAUAUGUGGCACUGUAUGUCGCUUAAUUAUGGCCCCUGCCAGAUAUGUAGUUAGCAUUGAUUGGUAGAACAGAUUGGACGAACUUGCAGGGCAUGUGUCCUUACACAUCAAUCAUGCUCAAGCAAACUGGCCAUCUUCAAGUCUUGUGAUAACAAUAAUCUCAACUUCGGAUUACAACCGAAAUCUUGAGCACUGACAAAUUCCUGUACAUAUGUCGACCUCAAGCAAAGUGUUUGAUUGGGUUAGCUUUUACGGCGAUGGAUUCAUGUUUUCGGCUUCAUUACCUCAAGGAACUGUUUAUAUUUUCGAUAUAUCGUCUUGAGCCAGUGUGUGAUCCUGGAUAGUCUGGUAGAUUUGAAGUCGCAUUGUUCGGGUAGAAUAGUGAUAACUUCACUAUUCUGGACCUUUCCAGUUUGAAUCCAUACUGGUUGUGAAAUUUAAGCUAGAUUUGGCAGCUGAGUCCUGCUAUCACCACUGAGUGGUUGAGAUUUAACACCUUAAUUAGUACUUUCUAGACGUCAAGUCUCAGGAAUGAGCUGAUAUGAGGUAGCAACCAUCAGAGGAAUGUUGAGGUGUAAUUUAAGAUAAUAUUAUGAAAGAUAACUUGUAGGUUGCAUCGUCA
Molecule: messenger RNA, 3943 nt
Organism: Physcomitrium patens
Lineage: Eukaryota; Viridiplantae; Streptophyta; Bryopsida; Funariales; Funariaceae
Source: RefSeq, a predicted model, not a curated record